Dioscorea cayenensis subsp. rotundata (Guinea yam) is the source of this 3278-nucleotide messenger RNA. RefSeq lists its product as uncharacterized. Gene Ontology annotation, molecular function: nucleic acid binding. The transcript is spliced from 5 exons. Gene Ontology annotation, biological process: DNA integration. Lineage: Eukaryota; Viridiplantae; Streptophyta; Magnoliopsida; Dioscoreales; Dioscoreaceae. The record is from RefSeq and is a predicted model, not a curated record.
AUGGAGGAAGAUCCAAGUCCGAUGUGGUUGCGAAUAAGUCUCAAACAGUGGGUGAGCCGCCAGCUCAGAGAUCUCGAGGAUUGCCACCUGCUUCUUCUCGUUCUGGCCAGAAGAAAUGCUCUACUUGUGGUGGUGUGCAUGACUCUAAGGAUUGCAGGCGGGUUACAAGGGCAUGUUACAAGUGUGGCAGUCUGGAGCACCAUAUUGCUGAGUGUCCACAGAUGCAGUUUUCUGGAGCACAAAGAUCCUCUACAGUUCAAAAUUCUAGGCAUGAACCAACACCUAAACCUCAGGGUUCUGUGGGUCAGUGAGCAACCCUCAUCCUCCACUCAGCAUAAAGUUGAAAGGCCGAAGACACAAGGACGAGUUUAUGCAUUGACUCAAGAGGAUGCUCAUGCCUCAAAUGCAGUAGUGUCAGGUAUACUAUCAGUUUAUUCCACAUAUGCCUGUGUCUUAUUUGAUUCUGGAGCUACACAUUCGUUUAUCUCGUUUACUUUUAUUCGGAAGCAUGUUUUGCCUGUUACUACUUUUGAGUAUGAUUUGUGUGUUGCCACCCCAUUGGGAGUUGAUAUUGUUCUUAGUAGAGUAUGUGAGAACUGUCCCAUUAUUGUUGCCGGUCAUGAGUUGCUAGCUUGUCUUCAUGUUAUGGGUAUGACUGACUAUGAUGUCAUUUUGGGAAUGGAUUUUCUGUCUAGAUUUCAUGCUGUAGUUGAUUGUUAUACAAAAAGGGUAUUAUUUAAAAUCCCUGGUGAAGCUGAGUUCACCUUUCAGGGAAAUGAGUCUGUAUCACCGCCUUGUGUGAUUUCCGCUUUACAAGCUUGGAAAUUACUCUUGGGUGGGUGCUCGGGGUUUCUUGCAACAUUGGUGGAAGUUGAAUCAGAAGGGCCAGUGUUAAAGGAUAUUCAGGUGGUCAAUGAAUUUUCUGAUGUUUUCCCUAAAGAUCUUCCUGGUUUGCCACCAGAUAGAGAAGUUGAAUUUACUAUUGAUUUGAUUCUGGGAGCGAGCCACAUAUCUAAGGCUCCUUACAGGAUGGCACCUGCAGAACUUAAGGAGUUAAAGAAGCAACUUGAGGAACUGCUUGAGAAGGGAUUUAUUCGCCCAAGUGUUUCUCCGUGGGGCGCUCCAGUUUUGUUCGUGAAGAAGAAGGAUGGCAGUAUGCGAUUAUGCAUUGACUACCGAGAGUUGAACAAGGUAACAGUAAAGAAUCGAUAUCCAUUGCCUCGGAUCGAUGACCUUUUGAUCAAUGCGUGGGUAGCUUUCCUUGGUCAUGUGAUAACUAAGGAUGGGAUUUCUGUUGAUCCCAAGAAGAUAGAAGCUUUUGUUGAGUGGAAGAGACCUACUAAUGUGGCAGAGAUUCGCAGUUUCCUGGGGCUAGCCGGUUAUUAUAGACGAUUUGUGGAAGGGUUUUCAGUGUUGGCGGCACCAUUGACCAAACUCACUAGGAAAGGAGCAAGUUUUCAGUGGUCAGAUAAGUGUGAACAAAGUUUCCAAGAGUUGAAACACCGGUUGGUGUCUGCACCUAUUCUCACACUUCCAUCUCCUGGUAAAAGGUUUACCAUUUAUAGCGAUGCUUGUAAAACUGGUCUUGGAUAUGGAGGCAUUACCUGUAUGGGGAGACUUGUGAGGUGUUUACUGGAUCACAAGAGCCUUAAAUACAUUUUUCACCGUAAGGAGUCGAAUAUGAGAGCAGGAGGAGAUGGUUUAGUGGUGAGACCUACUCUAUCUGAGAGGAUUAAAGCAGCACAAGAAGUGGAUGGUUAUCUGCAGAAGAUUCGGCAAGAAGUGGAAAGGGGCACCCAAGUUCAGUUUAGAAUUCAUGAAGAUGGCUCAGUAAGAUUCGGUGAUCGGAUUUGUGUUCCAAAUAAUUCAGAAUUGAAAAAGGAAAUCAUGGAGGAAGCUCAUUAUACCAGCUACUCAGUGCAUCCUGGAAGCACCAAAAUGUACAAGGAUUUGAAGGAUAUCUUUUGGUGGAACAACAUGAAGAGAGAUGUCGCACAGUUCAGGCCAGCGGGACUUCUGCACCCUCUUCCCAUUCCUGAGUGGAAGUGGGAGAACAUUGCUAUGGAUUUUGUGUCUGGGUUUCCUCGAACCAGUAAAGGCUUCGACAGUGUGUGGGUGGUGGUGGACAGGCUGACCAAGUCUGCUCACUUCUUGGCUGUCAGGACUGGCAUGACUUUAGAGAAGUUAGCUGAGUUGUACAUUGAUCAGGUGGUGAGACUUCAUGGUGUUCCUGUUACUAUUGUGUCUGAUCGGGAUACGCGGUUCGUGGCACACUUCUGGAGGAGUCUACAUAAGGCCUUAGGAACCAAAUUGACGUUCAGCACAGCUUUUCAUCCGCAAACUGAUGGGCAGUCUGAGAGAACAAUUCAGAUUCUGGAGGAUAUGCUUCGGGCUUGUAUGCUUGAUUUUGGGCCUUCUUGGGAUCGACAUUUGCCAUUGAUAGAGUUUUCUUAUAAUAACAGUUAUUAGUCAAGUAUUCAAAUGACUCCUUAUGAGGCACUGUAUGGCAGGAGAUGUAGGUCACCAAUUUGUUGGGAUGAUGUAGGAGAACGUAAAUUGUUAGGGUCAGAGAUUGUGCAGUUGACAGUGGAGAAAGUUCGUCUUAUCAGAGAUCGUCUGCGAAUAGCUCAGAGCAGGCAGAAAAGUUAUGCAGAUAAUAGGAGAAGAAGCUUGGAGUUCCAGGUGGGUGAUCAUGUGUUCCUAAGAGUAGCUCCCACUAAAGGAGUUAUUCGUUUUGGUGUGAGAGGGAAGCUCAGCCCUCGGUUUAUUGGUCCGUUUGAGAUCUUAGAACGCAUUGGUGAGGUGGCAUAUCGACUUGCAUUACCACCUUCAUUGUCUCGGGUACAUGAUGUGUUCCAUGUUUCUAUGCUGAAGAAGUUCAUUCCGAAUCCUGACCAUGUGAUACAGUUUUAUGACUUUGAGCUUAGCAAUGAUUUGACGUAUGAGGAGCGACGUAUAAAGAUUGUGGAUUUUAAGGAGCAAACAUUGAGAAGGCGGGUCAUUUCUUAUGUCAAGGUUCAAUGGAGCAAUCAUUCAGAGCGUGAAGCAACUUGGGAGUUAGAGUCUGAGAUAAAAGAGAGAUAUCCGUAUCUUUAUGAUACUUCAGGUAAGAGUUUAGAGGACUAAACUCCUUUAAAGGAGGGAGGAGUUUGUGGACCCCAACCUCUUAAUUAAUUUUAAAUUAUUUUUAGUUAAAUCUAUCUACUUAUUUAUAUUUUAAAAGGAGACCCUUAUCUUAUCCCAGCCUCCCAGAUCUGAUUUAUCGUUCCGUAACACCC